Molecule: messenger RNA, 1740 nt
Organism: Dovyalis caffra
Lineage: Eukaryota; Viridiplantae; Streptophyta; Magnoliopsida; Malpighiales; Salicaceae
Source: the annotation of a GenBank genome assembly
AUGGCUGCUACUUCUAUGUCCUCUCCUUUUUGCAGUUGGUUUCUUGCUGCUUCUAUGUCUCUGGCUUGUGAGAGAGAUCAGCCUUUAAGAUCCCCUAUGUCUCAGUCUCCAAAAAGAAUUAACCUAAGGACCAGACCAAAGAAGUUGGUGUCCAAAUGUAGCAACAAAAUUGGUGGUGCUGGCCAGCAUUCAAGUAACUCAGUCUCAUCAUUCUAUGGUUUUGUUAUCCGAAGAUCAAUGAGUUCUUUUGAAUCUUUUAAGACCUUUGAGGAGCUUCACAGUUCACAAAGGUUGUCUUUUGGUGGUGAGAAUAUUUUCUCGCUUUUUGGAUCAAAAGCAGCUCCAUUAAUGAAUCGAAAGCCAAGGCAUAAGAAUGGAUUCAGUAUGGCUGUGGCUGUUCAACCUGAAAGCGAUGUAAUAAUGAAGAAAAGGCCUAAUAAAGAGCAACGACGAGUUAUUGUAACUGGAAUGGGAGUUGUAACCUCUAUUGGUGAUGAUGUAGAUGUAUACUACAGUAAUCUUCUCGAUGGUGUUAGCGGGAUAAGUAAAAUUGAGUCCUUUGACUGUGCUGAAUAUCCAACGAAAAUUGCUGGAGAAAUCAAGUCUUUCUCACCAGAUGGAUGGGUCUCGCCAAAGCUUUCGAGAAGGGCAGAUAAGUUUAUGCUUUACGCUCUUACUGCUGGCAAGAAGGCCUUGGUAGAUGGUGGGGUAACAGAACAAGUCAUGGACGAGUUGGAUAAAACUAAAUGUGGGGUCGUAAUUGGCUCUUCAAUGGGAGGCCUAAGGAUACUUGAAAUGAUGUCAAAAACUGAAAUGAAUGUCGUGGCUCUUGGACAGGUUCAUUAUGAAGGAGUAGAAGCAUUAAGAGUUUCAUAUAAGAAGAUGAAUCCAUUUUGUAUACCUUUUUCAACGUCUAACAUCGGUUCUGCUAUGCUAGCACUGGAUUUGGGAUGGAUGGGCCCCAGCUACUCAAUAUCCUCUGCUUGUGCAACUAGCAACGUUUGUAUACAUAGUUCUGCGAAUCAUAUCAUCAAAGCUGAAACUGACUUGAUGCUUUGUGGGGGCUCUGAAGCAACAAUUCUUCCAAUAGGAUUGGGAGGUUUAAUGGCUUGCAAAGCACUUUCACGAAGGAACGAUGAUCCAACCAAAGCUUCGCGCCCUUGGGACACUGAUCGUGAUGGAUUUGUUCUGGGAGAAGGAGCUGGUGUUUUGCUGCUAGAAGAACUGGAGCAUGCUAAGAAAAGAGGAGCAAAAAUCUAUGCGGAGUUCCUUGGUGGAAGCUUCACUUGUGAUGCUUAUAGCAUAACUGAAAGUCAUCCUGAUGGAAAGGGUAUUGCUCUCUGCAUAGAAAAGGCCUUAGCUCUAUCUGGUGUAGCUAGAGAAGAUGUAAAUUACAUAAACGCACAUGCAACAUCUACACCAAUUGGUGAUCUGACAGAAUAUCAAGCUCUAGUUCGUUGUUUCGGCAGGAAUCCUGAGUUAAGAGUGAAUUCUACCAAAUCCAUGAUUGGUAACCUACAAGGAGCUUCAGGUGCUGUAGAAGCUGUGGCAACAGUUAAGGCAAUACAAACGGGAUGGCUCCAUCCCAACAUCAAUCUUGAAAAUCCUGACAAAGCUGUGGACAUGAAUUUGCUCAUUGGUGCCGAAAAGGAACGCAUGGACAUAAAGGUGGCAUUGUCCAACUCAUUCGGCUUUGGCGGACACAACGCUUCCAUCUUAUUUGCACCUUACAAGUUAUAA